Messenger RNA from Microtus oregoni (creeping vole), 505 nucleotides. It is a transcript of the gene Pth, whose product is annotated as parathyroid hormone. NCBI's taxonomy places the organism in Eukaryota, Metazoa, Chordata, Mammalia, Rodentia, Cricetidae. Bases 109 to 453 code for a protein of 114 amino acids. The transcript has 3 exons. Gene Ontology annotation, cellular component: extracellular region. Gene Ontology annotation, molecular function: parathyroid hormone receptor binding; hormone activity. The record is from RefSeq and is a predicted model, not a curated record. Gene Ontology annotation, biological process: cell-cell signaling; intracellular calcium ion homeostasis.
AGCUGCAGCCCAGUUCAUCCACCAUCAUCUCAUUCACUGCAGUUUGAUACAACACCAGUCGGUGGCACUCCCGAAGGAUCAUUUCUGAAGUCAUUGCAUGUAAAGACGAUGUCUGCAACAGCGAUGGCUAAAGUCAUGAUCGUCACGCUGGCCGUUUGUCUUCUCGCCCAAAUAGACGGGAAACCCGUUAAGAAGAGAGCUGUCAGUGAAAUACAGCUGAUGCACAACCUAGGCAAGCACCUGGCCUCCGUGGAGAGGAUGCAAUGGCUGAGAAAGAAGCUGCAAGAUGUGCACAAUUUUGUCAGCCUUGGAGUUCAAAUGGCUGCCAGAGAUGGUGGUUUCCAGAGGCCCGCCAAGAAAGAGGAAAACGUCCUUGUUGAUGCCAACCCGAAAAGUCUUGGAGAGGGAGACAAAGCUGAUGUGGAUGUAUUAGUUAAGGCUAAGCCUCAGUAAAGGGCAACAUCAUAUACUGCUAUCUUUUCAAGCUCUCUGAAGAUCGUCAAGU